This is a messenger RNA of Macrosiphum euphorbiae (potato aphid), 270 nucleotides long. The record is from the annotation of a GenBank genome assembly. Lineage: Eukaryota; Metazoa; Arthropoda; Insecta; Hemiptera; Aphididae.
AUGGACGACGAUCAAAUUCGUUUACUUAUUGAAAAUAUUGAUGAUGGAAAUACCGAGUUUGACGAAAUCGAUGGCAGUGAUGAAGAAGGAGUUGAUGAGGUAGAAUAUAUAAGUCAUAAUAGUGAUUCUGAACAAUCUUUAGACGGUGAUUAUGAAGAUAAUGGCACCUAUUUAUUUUCUAAUUGGUCGAACGGACCGCAAUUUAUAGGGAAAGAUGGUAAAACUUUUUGGAAAUAUGGUCCUCCACCAAAAAAUAAUAGAAUAAGAUGA